CUUGCCAGCGUCGCCCCCUCCCGCCGCGAGGACGACAAGUGGCCAGCGUCCGCGGAGACCCCGUCGUUACCGACUCGCCGGCCGCCGCCGCAAGGCAGACAGACGCAUCCGCGCUCUCCCGAUGUCUGGAGCAACCGCCGCGGGCGCGAUCGCCGCUCUCCUGCGCGCCCACCGCUUGCCCAUGCUGCAUUCGCCGUUCGCGUGCUCGCUCGCCGCGGCCCGCUCUCUGGGCGCGCAUCUCCCUCUCCGCGCCCCGGCGGCCGCCGCGCCGCUCUCCUCACGCCUCCCCCUCGUGCGCCUCCGCUCCGGCGCUUCGCCGCGCUUCUUCUCCUCCUCCUGCGGCGCCCCUGGCAACGCUGUCUCUUCCUCGGCGGCGGAGCAUGAUGAGCCGCGGAAGUCGGAGCUCAUCUUCCUCGGCACUGGCACCAGCGAGGGCGUCCCGCGCGUCAGCUGCCUCACCGACCCCUCCAAGACUUGCCCCGUUUGCACCAAGGCAGCAGAGCCGGGGAACCGGAACCGAAGGCGCAACACCUCCAUUCUCCUGCGUCAUGUCACGCCGUCUCGCACUUCUAACAUCCUCAUCGACGCUGGCAAGUUUUUCUACCAUUCCGCGCUCCAGUGGUUCCCUGCUUUUGGGUUGAGGGAGAUUGAUGCUGUCAUUAUUACUCAUUCUCAUGCUGAUGCAAUUGGAGGCCUUGAUUGUCUUCGUGAUUGGACGAACAAUGUCCAGCCCUCCAUCCCAAUUUAUGUGGCACCGCGUGAUUAUGAGGUGAUGAAGAUGACACACCACUAUUUGGUCGACACAAGUACGGUUAUACCUGGUGCAGCAGUUUCAACAUUACAAUUCAACAUUAUGAAAGAGGAACCAUUUACUGUUCAGGAUCUUGAGGUAAUUCCUUUGCCUGUAUGGCACGGUCAGGGUUACCGUUCCCUUGGUUUCCGUUUUGGUGACAUAUGCUACAUAAGUGAUGUCAGUGAUAUACCUGACGAAACCUAUAAACUUCUGGAAGACUGUCAACUUCUUAUAUUGGAUGCUCUUAGACCUGAUCGUUCUUCUUCAACACACUUUGGAUUACCUAGGGCCCUCGAGGAAGUCAGGAAAAUCAAACCAAAAAGAACGCUGUUUACCGGGAUGAUGCAUUUAAUGGACCAUGAGAAAGUGAACGAUGAUCUUGCCAGGCUGAUGGAAACAGAGGGGCUUGACGUCCAGCUUAGCUAUGAUGGUCUCAGCACACCUGUAAGGCUCUAGAACUAUUGGACACACACGAUAUGUUAUCUUUUGGGCACUGUUGAACGGUGGUUACAGAUUUUCUGUAGUUUCAUUUCAGUAAAAUGGUCACAACAUGUAAUCCGUUGAACUCCUCACGUCAAGCUUUCCUUUUACUUAUCUUUCUCCCCCCCACCCAUCCUCAUCAACAGAGGAAUUAUAUGUACUAGCAAAUUUAGUCCUUACAUCGAUGAUGAAAUAAAGUUUCAGCACAGUGGUUUGUUUCA
Molecule: messenger RNA, 1494 nt
Organism: Triticum dicoccoides
Lineage: Eukaryota; Viridiplantae; Streptophyta; Magnoliopsida; Poales; Poaceae
Product: putative hydrolase C777.06c
Exons: 12
Coding region: 122-1249 (375 amino acids)
Source: RefSeq, a predicted model, not a curated record